Molecule: messenger RNA, 602 nt
Organism: Erinaceus europaeus (western European hedgehog)
Lineage: Eukaryota; Metazoa; Chordata; Mammalia; Eulipotyphla; Erinaceidae
Product: large ribosomal subunit protein uL16-like
Exons: 1
Coding region: 74-313 (79 amino acids)
Biological process (GO): translation; ribosomal large subunit assembly
Cellular component (GO): ribosome; cytosolic large ribosomal subunit
Molecular function (GO): structural constituent of ribosome
Source: RefSeq, a predicted model, not a curated record
CCAGACAGGGAUGUGAGGAGCUUUUGGGAAGCCCCAGGGCACCGUGGCCAGAGUCCACAUUGACCAGGUCAUCAUGUCCAUCUGCACCAAGCUGCAGAACAAAGAGCAUGUGACCGAGGCCCUGUGCAGGGCCAAGUUCAAAUUCCCUGGACGCCAGAAGAUCCCCAUCUCCAAGAAGUGGGGCUUCACCAAGUUUAACGCAGACGAGUUUGAAGACAUGGUGGCUGAAAAGCGCCUCAUCCCAGACGGCUGUGGAGUUAAAUACAUCUCCAACCGCGGUCCCCUGGACAAAUGGCGGGCCUUGCACUCCUGAGAGUCUCAGAGGUGUCCCUUAAUCAAUGAAAAUAAGUCAAGAUCCUGCUUAAAAAAAAAAAAAAGCACUGGAUUCUUGAGAAUAAGGCCCUGAACUCUAUUCCUGGCGCCACAUGUGCCACCAGAGUGAUGCUCUGGUUCAUUCUCUCUCUCUUUUUCCCCCAAGCACUGCUCAGCUGUGGCUCAUGGUGCUGGGGAUUGAAUCUAGGGCUCUGGAGACUCAGCCAUGAGAGUCUCUGCAUCUCCAGCAUGCUGGAUAGCCCCCGACCAUAAAUAAAUCUUUUAAAAAG